Messenger RNA from Cricetulus griseus (Chinese hamster), 6731 nucleotides. NCBI's taxonomy places the organism in Eukaryota, Metazoa, Chordata, Mammalia, Rodentia, Cricetidae. The record is from RefSeq and is a predicted model, not a curated record.
CCCUAAGGACAGGGCUGCAAGAUUUAGCUGCUGUUGGUUCACUUCCUGGCAGCCUGGGACCUGCCUCCCAGGCACCUCAGGCACCAUGGACUCCCCAGGGUACAACUGCUUUGUGGACAAGGACAAGAUGAACGCAUCCAUCCAGGACCUGGGGCCAAAGGAACUGAACUGUACCGAGCUACAGGAGUUGAAGCAACUGGCACGUCAGGGCUACUGGGCUCAGAGCCACGACCUGCGGGGUAAAGUGUACCAGCGCCUGAUCCGGGACAUCCCCUGCCGCACGGUCACACCGGAUGCCAGCGUGUACAGUGAUAUCGUGGGCAAGAUUGUGGGCAAGCACAGCAGCAGUAGCUUACCCUUGCCUGAAUUUGUGGACAACACUCAGGUGCCCAUCUAUUGCCUGAACACACGGGGUGAGGGGGCUGUGCGCAAGAUUCUCCUGUGUAUCGCCAAUCAGUUCCCUGAUAUUUCCUUCUGUCCUGCCCUGCCUGCUGUGGUGGCCCUGCUGCUGCACUAUAGCAUUGAUGAGGCUGAGUGUUUCGAAAAGGCCUGCCGCAUCCUAGCCUGCAAUGACCCCAGCAAGAAGCUCAUUGACCAGAGCUUCCUGGCCUUUGAGUCCUCCUGCAUGACAUUUGGGGACCUGGUGAACAAGUAUUGCCAGGCAGCUCACAAACUGAUGGUAGCUGUGUCAGAGGAUGUCCUGCAGGUCUACUCUGACUGGCAGCGAUGGCUGUUUGGGGAGCUGCCCCUCAACUACUUUGCCCGAGUUUUUGAUGUCUUUCUUGUAGAAGGCUACAAGGUACUGUACCGAGUCGCUCUGGCCAUCCUCAAGUUCUUCCAUAAGGUGAGAGCAGGGCAGCCCCUCGAGUCAGACAAUGUAAAGCAAGACAUCCGCAUAUUUGUCAAGGACAUUGCCAAGACAGUGUCCCCUGAGAAACUACUAGAGAAGGCCUUUGCCAUCCGCCUAUUUUCCCGAAAGGAGAUCCAGCUCUUGCAAAUGGCCAAUGAGAAAGCAUUAAAGCAGAAGGGCAUUACUGUCAAGCAGAAGAGGCAGUUUGUGCACUUGGCUGUCCAUGCAGAAAACUUCCACUCAGAGAUUGUCAGCGUGAAGGAGAUGAGAGACAUUUGGUCCUGGAUCCCUGAGCGUUUUGCCCUCUGCCAACCCCUCCUACUCUUCUCCUCAUUGCAGCAUGGGUACAGCUUAACCAGGUUCUAUUUCCAGUGUGAAGGACACGAGCCCACCCUCCUGCUCAUCAAGACCACGAAAAAGGAGGUUUGUGGAGCUUACCUGUCAACAGACUGGAGCGAGAGAAAUAAGUUUGGAGGCAAACUGAGCUUCUUUGGAACUGGAGAAUGCUUUGUUUUUAGGCUGCAGCCAGAGGUACAGCGUUAUGAGUGGGUGGUCAUCAAGCACCCAGAGUUGACCAGGCCAACAUCCUUCAAGUCCUCAGAAGCUGCAGCUGCUUCUUCCUUCCUCAGCCACUCCAUCUCUCCAGAACCUGCUGAUCGGCUCUCCCCUUUCUUGGCUGCCCGGCACUUCAACCUGCCCUCCAAGACCGAGUCCAUGUUCAUGGCUGGGGGCAAUGACUGCCUCAUCAUUGGGGGAGGAGGUGGCCAAGCACUCUACAUUGAUGGGGAUCUGAACCGAGGCCGCACUGGACACUGCGACACUUUCAACAACCAGCCUCUCUGCUCUGAGAACUUCCUCAUCUCAGCAGUGGAGGCCUGGGGCUUCCAAGACCCUGACACCCAGUGAUGGGUCUGUGCUGAUGGUGACUGAGCCACACUGUGGGAUGAUGGGGUGGAAGCCAAGCUGCCUUGAGGGAGCAGGGAGUGAGUGAGACACCACCCCCGGGAAACAGGCAUGCUUGGUGUGCAGUGGGGAUGUCAGUGUCGCAAGCCAAGUCUGGCCUCUCCUUGGACUGGCUGACUCUCUGCUUUGACUGGCUGGAUUUGUUAGGCUAGGACCCCUGAACCCUCCUGCUUCUGAGCUCAUGGGGCUAUUAUGCCCCCAUCCCUGUCCAGUUUCUGUCCUCACCCAGGGUCCUAGCUCUGCAUGGAGGUGUCUUGUACCCAGGAUUGCCCAGAGCUAUAUUGCUCUUGUAGGGAAAGGGCAAAUGAUUUCUUGCCAAAUGUGGGUUUGUGGUGCCCCCUGCUGGUACUUUGACCCUGCAGGCUCUGAGGCUCCCCUGAGCUACAGUGGCUGCUUCAGGGUGGGAUGGGGAGGGCAGGAUUUGUGCAGAGCUUUGCAGCUUCUGUCCCAGAAGGGAUGGGGGCUGGAGAGCUGUCUUUUGUCUUUGUGUUUCUGCAGAGCCUGAAGCUCUCGCUACGCCUCACUGCAAGCCCACACCUGAAGGUGGCCUCUGGAGAGACUUGCUUUGACCAAGUUGGCCAUUUCAGCUCCAUUUCCAGGGUUCUCCUCAGAGGUGACUGGACUCAGUGAGGCUGUUUGCCCUCCUCCUGACCAUCCCUGUAGCCUCCUGAACUUCUGUAGUCUUGGUGACUCCUGUGUUUCCUUUCCUUGUCACUGUAGUGACUGAGGCCCAGGGUCACCCGAACCCUAGCAUGGCAUGCUUGUCUCAGUCUGCCUUCUCCUCAGGCCUGUGGUUCCCUAGACCUGUUCACACAGCAUCUGAUAAACCAGUGUGACCUUCUGAUCCCUCUAAAGUUGUCACUAUGGCUAGCCUCGUGCCAUGUUUUCUGUGUGCUGCCCCUUCUCCCAUUAUGGCCUUCCAGUCUCUGGAUGUCUGUGCUUCUUAAGCCCUGUGCUGGCCGGGAGCACAGUGGAUGCCAAGGGAAGUGCUGCCUCUGAGGACUGCAGCAAGCUCUAUUUCCCUGUGACCUCCCUCAGCUGGUCCUGAGGGUCUGGGGCCACAGACGUCUGAAUCAUAAGAACAGCUGCCUGGCUCCCAUGACCAUGUCUGGCGUGCUCAGUCAGCAUGUCUCACACCUGUGCUUGUCUCCACACUGAUGCUCACUCUUCUGUGGGAGGGUCAUCCUGCCCUGUCCUGUCUAUUCACAUCAGCUCUCAACAAGGCCACAGUGGCACACGAGACAGGGCAGGAAGGAGCCCCCUGAAACUUUGGGCUACCUGGUAAACCUGCGUAGAACUUUGGACUCUGCACAGUGGACCAGUUCUCCCACCAUGCUGGCUUCUGGGACAGGUCGACAUGACUCUCUAGAGGAAAGAGGUACUGGGAGGAACUGUUGUUACUCAUCUCCAGAGUGUUGUAGCCCUUGCCACCGAUUCCUCUGAGCCCACUGUCCCAGGCCUGUACCUCCAACUUUGGUGUUCAUUUAAAGCCAUCUUGAUUUUUUGUUAUUGUUGUUUCUGGCAAGAACUUUACUAUGUAGCCUACUUAGUCUAGAACUCCCUAUAUAGACCAGGCUAGCCUGGAAGUUGCUCUGUAGCCUAGGUUGGCCUCAAAAUCAUGACCUGCCUCAGCCUCCUAAGUGCUGGGCUCAUAGGCAUUAAGCUCAGCACUUUCCCAUUGCAUUAACUCUGGGACUCUGAGUUUGACCUCCAGCCAGAAGGCCCCCAGGACUUUUCCAGGCCAUGCCAUCAUGAUGCUCACCCAUGCAUUGCCACUGGGACUCAGAAGCCUUUCAGAAGCAGAAUAAGUUAACUGGGCAGUGUGUGAAGGGCCCUGCAAGGCUCCUGAUUGGGUAGUAGAUUUCUUGUCUUGUGUGGUCCCUACUGGCCUUCCUGGGGGUCCAGCUCAUGAAAAUUGGUUGAUGCUUAGUCACAAUUACAUCAUAAGCUAAGUUCUUCACUUUUACCCACAACACACUCAGUUCUUUAAACUUAGUAUCUCCUUUUUCUUCUGACUUUUCUACUAAAAGGUGUCAUUUUCUUUAUAUGUUUAUUCUGAUCACUCUUCUUAUCUGAUACUAAGUGUUUCCACUUAGUACUUAUUAAUGCUUUCUAUUAUUUAUUAGCUUUUGAUGUUAACAACAAGACAAAAUUUGAUGGCAUUGUAUAAGAACUUAUUAUUUUAUCAGCAUUUAAACAUUUGUUUUUAAAACAAAUAUUGAACUUAAUAUAAGCCAGUACAUUAAAGUAAAUAACUUUGUUAAUAUAAACCAUAUGCCUUUGGGGCCCCAGAAAAUCAGUUUGUACUUUGGUUUUGUUUAUGACAAUCAGUGUCAUGUAGCUGUGUUUAGCCUUGAACAAACUGUGGAUGCAGCUUUCCUUGAACUCAUCUUUGUGCUUCCACACCCCAAAUAUCAUAGGGAUCACAGUGGUUUGCUGCUAUGCUUGGUGAUAAUCAGCUCAUUUUCAAAGUAAUUUAUGAUACAACAUUGGGUGUUUGCAUUUUAAGAAUUUUUCUAUUUUAAUUAUUGAACUACAUUACUGUUUUGAGUUUUUCCUAUUUUUAAGAGCUGCCACAUGCCAGUGCUCCUGACGGCUGAGCCAUCUCUCCAGCCCCUUAGUUUUCCUGCUUUUAUUUUUCCAGUUUUUCAGAGCAGUUUGUUUUAGAGCAUUCUGAAUUUCAGAUUUUCAAGUUUUUCUUACUCAUUUCCUGAGUCUUUAGAGCUUUUCUGAUCUCAAGUAUUUUAUAUUUACUAAUUUAGGUUUUGUUCCUAAGGUGCUGAGGAUUGAACCUAGGACCCUAUACAUACUAGGCAACUUCUCUACCCCUGAUGUCCUCAGUCCUACAUUGUAUGUUGAACUGGUUUUCAGUUUACAUCCGAAUUGCUGAGAUGGAAGUUUUUAUGGACCCUUGUCCACACUGACCUAUUGACACAACUUCAAUCCCGGCACUCAGAAGGUAGAGGCAGGUGGAUCUCUGUGAGUUUAAGGCCACCCUGUUAUAUGCAGCAAGUCCCAGACUAGCCAAGGCUAAAUAAUGAGACCUUGUCUUUAAAAAGAUAUAGGGGGAGAGGUGGUUUAGAGAGCAUGUUCAGUGGUUAGGCCACUGGCUGCUCUUCCAGAGGACCUGGGGUCAAUUCCCAGCAACCACAUGGCAGCUCACCAACAUCUAUAACUCUAGUUCCCAGGGAUCCAGGUCCUUUCCUGGCCUCUGGACACUGUACCAAUGUAGUAGAUAGACAUAUAUGGAGACAAAAGACUCAUACACAAAAAAUAAAAAUGAAGGAAAAAUAAAACAAAUUAGUAUAGGUGCAGCCCUGACUAAACCACAAGCAUUGUUUUUCCACUGGACAGGAGUAUAUGAAGUUUGUACAGAUACCCGCUUUCUCACAUUUUCACUAAAUCUAGAAAGUUGUCAAACUCAAAAGACUACUAAGUUUUUGGGUUAUUUUGUUUGUUUGUUUUUGUUUUUUAAGCCACUAUUUAGGUUGUAGUUUUCUAUAGAACUACCUCCAAUAUAGCUAACUCUUCAGCAGCUCUCCUCAGGUUUAUGUGGCAAAGUUAUUAUGUCAAGCAUGAGUGCCAAGCAGGCCUUAGAGUUCUUUCCCCGAAGUAUUUACAUCAGGUCAGAAGGCUUGUGAAGUAUAAAAGAUAAUUUUGGUAUUAAGAUUCUUACCUGGGCCUGGUGUGUGUCUAAAACACCAGCACGUGGAAGGUAGAGGCAGAAAGAUCAGGUUGUUAGCUACAUACAGACUUCAAGGCUAGCUAUGGCUACAAGAGGUCCUGUCUCAAAAUGAAAAAAGAAAAAAAGAAACUUUUUAAGACCUCUCCCAUUACCUCAGUUUCUGAUUGUGCUAAUUGGUAUCAGGUGAAGAGUCACAUGGUACAUUACUACAGACAAUGAUUUUGUUUGCAGGCUCAGUCAUUUUCUUAAACUGCAUGGAAUUUGUCAAUAUUGUACUUAGGACUAAGGAAGCAGUCAUUGGACACAUGGACACACUGACCAGUGACAUGGCAGGAACUAACCAAACAAAAUAUCUCGAUGUAGACUGGCACCCACUGGUGUGCCACUUGGCUGCUCUGCAGCUGCUGCCUCGCCCUGUUUUCCUAUAUGAAGAGAUCAGAGCCCCUCUGGUUGGAAGCUUGUGAGCUGGAGUGGAAAGACAGCUCAUCCAUUAAGAGGCCAGCUGGGCACGGUGGCACACACCUUUAGUUCUAGUAUUCAAUCCAGGCAGAGGCAGAUGGAUAUCUGAGUUUGAGGCCAGCCAGACUACACAGAGAAACCCUAUCUUGGGGUGGGGGAAGCACUGUUGCUCUUCCAGAAAACCCAGGUUCAAUUUUCAACACCCAAAUUGCAGUUCACAACUGUCCAUUUCUCCAAUUCAAGGGGAUCUCCCACCCUCGUCUUGGCUCUGGGCAAUGCAUGCAAGAGAUGCACAGAUAUACAUGCAGGUAAAAACAACCAUACGCGUAAAAUAAAGAUAAAGCUUUAAAAAAAGUUUGUAGGCUGAAGACUGAAGGGGAAGAAGUUCCAAGCAUAACUUUACCUCUUAGAUCUUGUCAUUAUGGGCUUUGACAAGGGGUCACCAAUUAGGAGUUGUGGUGCACACCUGUAAUCCCAACACUCAGGAGGCUGAGGCAGGAAGAUUGCAAGCACGAAGCUAGUCUGACUUAACAGUGAGUUUCAUGCUAGCCUAGCUUACAUACUGAGACCUUAUCUUAAAAAUGAAGAAACAACAAAAAGGGUGGUCCCUGGACUGACCCUGUGGAGCAUCUGAAUGAGUGUACUAAACAUGCUCAUGCUUACAGAGCAAAAGUGGAUUUUCAGCAAAAUACAAUUUUGUAUGUGAAAAUAAGUGAUUUGGUGAUGUUUGGUUAGUGUUAAUGUAAGUCCUAAAUAAAAUUAAUAACUGAUGAA